This is a messenger RNA of Erigeron canadensis, 638 nucleotides long. RefSeq names its product cytochrome b5-like. The record is from RefSeq and is a predicted model, not a curated record. The transcript has 3 exons. Lineage: Eukaryota; Viridiplantae; Streptophyta; Magnoliopsida; Asterales; Asteraceae. Gene Ontology annotation, cellular component: intracellular membrane-bounded organelle; membrane. Gene Ontology annotation, molecular function: heme binding. The coding region runs from base 99 to 524 and encodes 141 amino acids.
UGUAUAGUAUUCAACCAUUUCAAAAGACGUUCUCUUCUCAUUAUUUGUCAACAAAAUCAAUCUUCCCUCCCUCAUUACCCACACCAAAGAAAAGGAUCAUGAAGUUAAAUAACAAGGUUUUCGGUUUAGCCGAUGUCUCUCUGCACAACAACAAUAAAGAUUGUUGGGUCAUUAUCAAUGCAAGGGUUUAUGACGUUACAAACUUUUUGAACGAUCAUCCUGGAGGAGAUAACGUGUUGUUGGAUGUAGCAGGUAAGGACGCUAGCGAAGAGUUUGAGGAAGUAGGACAUGGAAGUGCUGCGAGAUUGAUGUUAGACGAGUAUUAUAUUGGAGAAGUCGAUGUUGUAAUACCAUCUUAUAGUACUUCAACACCGAAAACCCCUAAAACGGGAACUCAAACCAAUCUACAGGCUAGCUUGCAAGAAGAGGAACAAUCAAGGUUCAGUUUCAUGAUGAAAUCGGUUGGACUCCUUCCCUUAAUUACAAUAUUUGUAGUUGCUGUUGGUUUUCUGCUGUACAAAUGAUGUGAAAAUUAAAUCUAAUAUCUUGAUCAUAAUGGAUCAUUAUCUGUGUGCUUAAAAGCCUUUUUAGUCUCAAUAUUAAAGGGAAUACAAUGCAACCACUAUUGAAUGGUCAAA